AUGACUUCUCCUGGCCCUCCCUGUCACGCUGCCAGACAAGUGACAAGGAAGAAGCAGGAUGUCCAAGCUGGACAAGUCCCACCUCUUGCCACCCAGAGUGUGUUUGAGGCCAGAGAACUCUUCACCCUCAGCUUUCCGCAGAAGCUUUGGAAAAUGCUGGAAAGCCAGCAGUUUCAGUCCACCUGGUGGAGCGAGGGAGGAAAAUGUGUGGCCAUCUACCAAAAGCUCUUUGAAAACGAGGUGCUGAGCAGGAGAGGACCUCUGCGGGUUUUUGCCACGCGGAAGAUGAAAAGUUUCCUUCGGCAGCUGAACCUCUAUGGCUUCACCAAAAUCCGUCGGGAUGCACAAAGAUCUGCCUCCCUGCCUGAAUUCCUGGCAGAAGCAGCAGCAGCUUCCGCUCAUGCCAAGGUUCUCUACUACUACAACCCCAUUUUUAACAGAGACCAUCCCCACCUGCUUGAAAGGUGCAAGAGGAAAGUUGGCAUCAAACGGGAAGCCCCAGAUACACCAGAAGGGCUUGACAGCCAACCCUCCAGGAGCCCGGAUGGUCAGCCUGCGGGGGACAGGCAGGCAUCUCCACCCACGACCACCACGCCCACCAAGCGAUGA
This is a messenger RNA of Leptosomus discolor (cuckoo roller), 609 nucleotides long. The record is from RefSeq and is a predicted model, not a curated record. NCBI's taxonomy places the organism in Eukaryota, Metazoa, Chordata, Aves, Leptosomiformes, Leptosomidae.